Molecule: messenger RNA, 2234 nt
Organism: Astyanax mexicanus (Mexican tetra)
Lineage: Eukaryota; Metazoa; Chordata; Actinopteri; Characiformes; Acestrorhamphidae
Product: polypeptide N-acetylgalactosaminyltransferase 6
Exons: 11
Coding region: 196-2073 (625 amino acids)
Cellular component (GO): Golgi apparatus
Source: RefSeq, a predicted model, not a curated record
AUCCAGUACUGAUCCGUUAAUGCUCUAAUCAGACUCAGUCACUAAUCAAACCCCAGGCUUUACAGGCCUCACCUGCAGGAGAUCAUUCAACCCGGCGGAGUUCAGCUGAACAGGGAGUGAGGUCUGUUUUCUCUCACUGGAUAAAGAAAGUCGCCCAGAAAACACACAUGCAGUUGUCUCAGCGUUCUCUAAAGAAUGCGGAGACAUAUACGUCGACUCCCAGUGCUGUCCAAGCUCAUCCUGUCAGUUUUGUUACUUUUCCUGACUCUGUUAAUUGCACUGCAGAAGAAUUUAGGGAGCUGGACAUCAUCUGAGGAAAGCCCAGAGAGCCUGUCUCUAAAACGAAGAGAGGUUAUUACAGCUCCUGGAUCAGCUGACCAGUUACGGUUUCAAAUUAGAGCCCCCUUCCCGCAAUGGCCAGCCAUCUCCUCAGUGUCUGCAGAUCAAAGCUGCCCUUCUGGAUACCACAGCCCUGAUGAGCUUAAACCUCAUUUUGUGAGACCAGUGGAGGACCCUGAUGGUCCUGGAGCUGAUGGUCGAGAGUUCAUUCCCGACAAGAUGAGUCCGGCUGAGAUUACAGAGAAGGAAGAAGGAUUGUCUAAGAACUUUUUCAACCAGUUUGCCAGUGACCGCAUCUCUGUGCACCGCAGUCUGGGCAAUGACACCCGUCAUCCUGAGUGUGUCGAGCAGAAGUUUCUCCGCUGCCCACGAUUACCAGACACCAGUGUGAUCAUUGUGUUCCAUAAUGAAGCAUGGUCCACUCUGCUGCGUACCGUCUACAGCGUCCUGCACACCUCUCCUGCCGUCCUGCUGCGUGAGAUCAUCCUGGUGGACGAUGCCAGUACACAAGAUCAUCUGAAGUCUCCACUGGAGCUGCACAUGCAGGCUCUGAAGAUCGUGCAAGUUCUGCGGCAGAAGGAAAGGAAAGGUCUGGUUCCGGCUCGGCUGCUGGGAGCUCAGGAGGCUAAGGGAGAAGUGCUUACUUUCUUGGACUCCCACUGUGAAUGUUUCAGCGGCUGGUUGGAGCCUCUUCUAUCUCAGUUACUACAACAGCCCACUGCUGUUGUUAGUCCUGUAAUCGUCGUUAUUGAUUCAAAUACUCUAAAAUUCACCAAACCCCACCCCAGCAUCCCAACCAGAAGCCGUGGGAACUUUGACUGGGGACUGAGCUUCGGCUGGGAGAAUAUCCCAGAACCCGAGAGGUUAAAACGGAAGGAUGAGACUUAUCCUGUAAAGACUCCAACUUUUGCUGGGGGCCUGUUCUCCAUCUUCAAGAACUUCUUUGAGCACAUUGGGCGAUAUGAUGACCAGAUGGAGAUUUGGGGUGGAGAGAACAUAGAAAUGUCUUUCAGGGUGUGGAUGUGUGGGGGUCAGCUGCUGGUUGUGCCCUGCUCUGUGGUGGGUCAUAUUUUCCGUAGCAGGACACCUCACACCUUCCCCAAGGGUUUAGAAACGAUUGUACGGAAUCAGGUGCGGGUGGCGGAGGUCUGGAUGGAUGACUACAAGAACGUGUUUUACCGCCGGAACAAGAAAGCUGCUUCAAUUGCACUCAAUAAUACCUAUGGUGACAUCUCUGCACGUCUGGAGCUCAGGGAAGAGCUACAGUGUAAAAACUUCUCCUGGUACCUGAAGAACGUUUACCCAGAGGCCUUUUUACCAGAACUUGCCCCAGCCCUGUUUGGUUCGCUGAAGAAUGUGGGCUCAAACACCUGCCUUGAUAUUGGUGAGAAGAAGCCGCUGAGGAAGGCUGUGAUUCUAUACCUGUGCCAUGGUAUGGGUGGCAAUCAGCAUUUUGAAUACACAAGUCGUCAGGAGCUGCGUCACAACACUGCGCUGCAGCUGUGUCUGCAUGCAACGAUUGCACCGGAGCCUGUCCGCAUUGAGCUGUGCAACUACAGGGGUGGCAGCACUGUGCCAGCGCCACAGCAGCAGUGGAGCUUAAAGCUCCUCUCACCACAGUGUUGUCUCCUGGAGUGUGAGGUGUUUAAGAAAUGUCUAACAGUAGAGGGUGGUAAAGCUGUGAUGAAGAACUGCAAUCCUGCUGACAAAUACCAACACUGGACAUUCAGCUGACCAGUAUCGGAGUCUGGUUCUGAGUUUGUUAAAAUGAGAAAUUAUGUUAAUGGAUUGAUUUUGUAAUGAGCUACGAUUUGUGCUGUCCUGUGGAUUUGUUGUGAUCAUCCUGUUUACUGCUGUAUGUCUAGUUCAAAGAUAAAGUUAUUUUUUGCAAAACA